Penicillium soppii is the source of this 600-nucleotide messenger RNA. RefSeq names its product kinase-like protein. The coding region runs from base 1 to 600 and encodes 199 amino acids. The transcript has 2 exons. Lineage: Eukaryota; Fungi; Ascomycota; Eurotiomycetes; Eurotiales; Aspergillaceae. Gene Ontology annotation, biological process: protein phosphorylation. The record is from RefSeq and is a predicted model, not a curated record. Gene Ontology annotation, molecular function: protein kinase activity; ATP binding.
AUGGAUAUCCUCAUUGAGGAUAUGGAAUCCAAAGAUGGCAAGAUCCACCUCGAAUUCCUUCAGUGCUCGCUUCAACAUCGACUGUCGCAAACAUACGCGACCGGACAAACCCCUACACCUUUCCAGAUCAUCCGCUGGUCAUCACAAAUUGCACAGGGGUCUCACCGUAUCUACAGCCGACGUUUUUUGCAAGUGGACAUUGUACUACGCAAUAUAGUUCUAGACUGGGAUGACCACGUGAAGUUGUCUGACUUUGGUGGCUCCAGCAUCAACGGAUCAGGCCCUACUGUUUUGCCUACAGUUACUUCUGAGCACCCACUUUAUCCUGCAUCGACACCCUCGUUCAAGUCAGAGAUUUUCGCAAUUGGGUCCGCUUUCUACGAGUUGGAGACACUUCAGGCCCCUUACCAUGACCUGGAAGCUGAUGACAUUGGAGAAUUGUUUUCAAAGAGUAUUUUUUCAGAAAACGAUGGCCUCAUUCUUGGUGAAGUCAUCAGCAAGUGCUGGAAGAUAGACUAUGCGAAUUCUAGCCAAGUACUGGAUGAUAUUCGCAAAAUUCAAGAAUACCGCGGUUUUUUCGAUGGUGGCUCUGAGAACUGA